This is a messenger RNA of Empidonax traillii (willow flycatcher), 957 nucleotides long. Its product is annotated as regulator of G-protein signaling 9-binding protein-like. NCBI's taxonomy places the organism in Eukaryota, Metazoa, Chordata, Aves, Passeriformes, Tyrannidae. Gene Ontology annotation, biological process: G protein-coupled receptor signaling pathway. Gene Ontology annotation, cellular component: neuron projection. The transcript is spliced from 2 exons. The coding region runs from base 95 to 832 and encodes 245 amino acids. The record is from RefSeq and is a predicted model, not a curated record.
UCUGCCCGGCACCGUGGCACAGGGAAACUAAAACCCCAGGAGGGCCAGAGACUACCUCGGGCAUCCUGACCCUGCCCUGUUCUCACGGGGAGCGAUGGCACCAGGCAGAAGGGACGGGUGCCGCGGGCGGGGGAUGGUGGGGACAUGUGCAGCAGCACAGGCUGCCCUCUGCAAGGCCGUAGCCGGACACCGGCAGCUGGUGCUGCAGCUCGGGGGCAGCGGUGACAGCCCUCGGCUGCGCGAGGAGCGGCGCAGGAGGAGCACGGAGGCCCGUGAGCUCAGCACCGGUAAGGAGGGGGCUGCUACACUGGGCAGCAGGCACAGAGCCCCCCUGGACCCACAGCAGGGCCACGGAGGGGCUCUAGUGCUGCCGUGGCUUAGUGUCCCCUGUCCGGCAGGGCUGCGGCGGGUGCUGCUGGCAGGGGUGAGGCAGGCACCAGUGAGCCCCCGGGAGCGGCGGGAGCUGGAGCGGCUGUGGGUGCUCUUCCUCUCCGCUCUGGAGCUCUUCCUGCAGGACCUACGCAGAGCCCACCACCUCUGUCAGCUCUUCUCCGUGCAAGAGGGUGGCGUGGCCCCGCUGCGCACUGGGAUGGGGGGCUGGGGGCUGCCUGGGCGGAGAGGGGGGAGUCACACACAGCCCCCAGCGGCCCAGGGCUUAGAGGAAGAGAUCGAGCAGGUGAGGGCCAUGCUGGCAGAGAUGGAGAGCGGAGCCAACAUUCCGCCAUGGACGGUGGAAGCCACGGAGACCACACAGCCAGCAGGGAUAGGUGGCACUGCAGCCAGGGGGGCUUGGGCAGGGCCUUGGACUGGGCACUGCUGUGGGGUGCUCUGAAGGGGAGGCCAGGAGGCAGCAAAGCUGGCACCCCCUGUCACAGAGUUGGGUACAGGGGCCCCUAUGUACCCCCACAGUCCCCUGCUCCCUGUCUGUGCAUUGCUGGGGGCUGCCCCUACCCUGCA